CAGCAAAGACAGAAGACGACUGCAAUCAAAGAAGUUCCAUAACGAAGAUGUUUCCUGUCACUUAAUGGACUUUUUAUUUGAAAUCCAACAGCAAGAACAAUGGGAGACCUACGUACGAUGCAGGUGUGCCCAGCAUACACCAAACACCAGGAACCGCCCAUGCAAGAGCCAGCUGAAUCUUGGUCGAAGCCACGCUCUUGGUUCUGCUUGCAAUUCGUAAGCAAUUAUUCAGCAAGAACAUCCUCCCUGUAUGCCACGUUUGCCUUCAAGAGCAUUUUCGUCUACUAGUUCCAACCUCGCUCGUGGUGUCUUUUUGCUGCCUCCACGGAAUCCUUCCUAUCCCAGUAUGAUUCCUGGCGAGACUUGGGUUGUCCUUGCCUCGCCUCCAAGCAGCCCACUGCGAUGUACCUUGGUUGAGUCAAGGCUCGCUUGGAAGCCAGCCGCGGAACCUCAUGGAGUUAAUCCCGUGGCCAGCGAGCUCACAACAGGCUCUCUUGAAAAGGGACUUGAGUGGGGAUUCCGCGAAUCUUCAAUACACGACUUACCCUGGCUUUGGCUUUAAGAUUCUUGAAAGUUGUGAUUGUGCGCCACCAGAGUCAGAGGAACAACUACUUGUUAACGCCACCACCAGUCAGAUUCGUAAGGACAACAAUGGCAGUGUGGGUUGGUUAUUCUGCAGGUUCGGCCUCGUUUUACCAGAACAUCGAUCGAGAGUACAUGGAGAUAUCGAAACUUUGUCACCAGUCUCUUCUCAAGCCAGCCAGGCCUGAUUUGUUCAAUUGCUACAUAGCUUAGUUAUUGUGGUUUCUAACCAAUUAGGCUUCCACUUCAUCAACAGACGUAUGAUGGUUUUGUCACUUGUAAAGUAACUGAUACUGAGUGGCAUUUUCAAGCAAUACAUUCUGCUCUAUUUUCCACCUACCGGUAAAUGAAGCGGCUCCUGACACCAACUUGUCAUAUAAUUCUUGGGUUAUCUUAACCAUAAGGCUAAUAUGAAUUUUCUCAACCCUACAUACCAAUUCCACAGUCGUUCUUACUGUACAAAUCCAAACGGUCGCCUACCCGCCCUCCUUCCUUCGCCCACUGAUUAGCGUCCAACGAGAAGAAACAACGGCGGAAGCAAAGUCUUUGUGUUGUUGUGGUUCCCCAAAGAAAGAGACACAACAGAGAAAGAACAACGGCCCACAAUCCAUUACAAUAGGGUAUCAGGCAUCAAUCCAACAACCCUCCCCAAGUUGCGUUGUUGCGUUGAGUGGAACUGAUUGCUGCCGCCAUCUUGCGAUUGUAGAGAUUCGACAGAAACGUAACGGUGAAACGGCGACUGACACUCGGGUUCACAAGAACACCGCAACGAUCGAACGAAAGAAAACGGUCAUUGUCCACCCAGUCAAGCCAGAUUGGUAGACUAGUCGUUGGAUCCACAUAUAUUAUCAUCUUGUGAUCUGCUACCGUAUUACGGUAUCACCAUGACCAAUUCGGAUCAAAGACGAUCGUCUCCUACCGAAGACACGGGAGACACGGUGCCUCAUCCACCUUCUCCCAACGAAGCCGUGCUAGUGGAACAAGCCGUGGAACAAGAAUACAGCGGCGACGAUCUCUCAGAUGACGAUGAUGACUCUCAGGAUGGGGAUAUGGAUUAUUCCAAGAUGGACGCAUCCAAAAAGAAGCGAAAAGUCAAAGUCAAAAAGAUUGCCAAGGCAGCCAAGCGUGCCGUGGUUCCCAAAAUUGAACCUCUUCCGUGGCAAAAGUUCCUGGGGCUGAGUCUGCUGGUGGCGAUGCCCUGUAUUCUGUACAUUAUCUGCUUUUCCGCAAUGGGAUUUGGAUUGGAUUGGUUCUUUUAUCUGGAUGGAAAGUACGGUGGAGAGUACACUUCUUUGGUGGGCGGACUGACUGUGAUUUGGUUCUUGCUGUUGUACAUGAUGGAUGUGGAUUCUUGGGUAGAACGUCCCUGGAUACAACGUCUCUGCGGGUUGAUCUUUACUGUGGGGUUGUUCUUCACGGUCAUUUUGAUGAUUGGAGAUUAUCCCUAUCUACCCAUUUGUCUAUUUGCCGCAUUGACGCCCCUCUGGCUCAUUUCGGCAAAUCAUGUCAUUCGAGCAGCUCAUACCAGGGUCUAUGUGGGGUGGUUAUCAGGACCCUUGUUCUGUGUGUCAAUAUUCAUCAUGACCGUAUGGAUUGUCUGGGUAUUUAUGGACGAAACACACGAAUACAAUCAAGUCACCAAAGUGGUCUUUGCACAGGCUACGGGAUGUGAGCCCAACCUAGUAGACUUCCCAGAAUGUGCCAAUGAUUUUGCACCCAUCACACCAGCACCCACAUCAGUCAACACCACGUCCUCCAAUGUCACUCGGCACUUGCACGUUCUCCCAAAUGGUACUUAUUACCACCACAUGGACGAUUACACUGCGUCACCCUUUACUCAAAGCCCAACAACCCCCAGCCCGACACCCGCAAUAUACAACACUCCCGCCAGCUCUCUGGUUUGUUUUGAUGUCGUGAUACAUCCACCCGCAUUUGGUUUUCCCGCCGAUCAAGUUUGCGACCCUUCUUGUCCCACCGAUGUCUACUCGGAUUGUGCCAAUGGAUUCAUUCUAUGGGCCGGACCACUGUUGGUCAGUCUGGUACUAUUCUUUUUGAGUUUCUUUUGUACGUUUUUACGAGCCGACAAUUCCGAACAGGAUAUCAUCAAUUUCGGAAAACUAUGGUUGUUUUUGCUAUUCACCGUAUGGCUCACGGCAUCCUUGGCCGGAGUCGCGGCGGGUUUGUCCUCGGUUCUGGUGGCCAUGACGUUGGCAUCCUUUGUCGGGUCCAUUAUCUUUGUGGCCAUGACACGCAGUCGAUUGGAAGGAAAACUGCAGGCAAAGCAAAUGUGGGGACGAGUGAACGAAAAUUAUGGUGCUUAUUUGGAUGCGGCAAGGGGAUUGUUCCUGCUGUUGUUUGCACCGUUGCUCGUGAUCUACGGGUUUAUGAGUGUCAUGAACCAAGCCGUGCGAAAGUUGGGACUGCCGUUUUCCAAACCACUCAAAACACCCGAAACGCAAAAGGACUUUUUAACCAAACGAACACGAAUUCAAUUGAAUAUGAUUCGAUCUUGGGAUCGAGCCAAAGUUGUGAGCUGGGGUGUUCUUUGGGGCAUCUUCUUCAUGGUGAUGGUGGUCAUUGUGGCACAAUUUACAGUACUAUUUCUGUCCUACUUGAUUGAAGUCACUUCGGCGUUGAGUGUGAUUGCCGUCACGGCCAUUUUGUGUGGGGUGGGUAUGAUCAUGUUUCUCCUCCCGCCCGUUCCGGGUGUACCGAUUUACUUGACAUUGGGCAUUGUCAUUCAGGGUGUGGGUCGAGACACACUUGGCAUUAUCGGGUGCAUGGCCUAUGCCAGUGCCGUGUCGCUGGGUCUCAAGCUUGUGGCCUGUACCGUGCAACAAAAGUUGAUUGGAGAAAACUUGGCCAAGUAUGUGUCGGUUCGUAAAUUGGUGGGGAUCAAUACAACUCUGAUCAAGGCCAUGCGGCUUGUCUUGGCUCAGCCGGGCAUGGGCAUUGACAAGGUCUGCAUCCUAGUUGGUGGCCCGGAUUGGCCUACGUCUGUCCUCUGCGGUAUCAUGGGGCUUGACUUGCUUCCGGUGUUGUUUGGUACGCUGCCUGUGUUUGCCUUGAUCUUCCCCACCGUUUUGCUGGGAUCCUUUAACUACAUGGCAGGCGCGACGCUCGACAAUGGAGAAUUGGAAUUCCCGUAUGCUGCCGUGCUUGGGACAGUUUGCACAGCAGUGACGGCAGUCGUGCAGCUGGCUGCUAUGAUUAUGGCGGCCUACUAUCUCGAACAGACAACAUCGCUGAGAGCCGACGAAAUUGAGGCAAUCGAAGACGAUGCAGAGGUAGCAAAACUGGAGAAAGACGAAGAGCAUCUCAAUCACUGCUACAGCGUUGUGACCCAAUGGGACGUGGUACCAAGAAUAUGCAAGCUGACGCUGUACGCAUCAUUCCUGGGCAUGGUAGUCAGCUGUUACAUGGUGCAAGUCUUUUCGGAUCAGUGCUUCGCCGAAUACGAGUUGACCGAUACAAUCGACGGGAAACUGGGUGGAAAAUGGUACAACCUGCUCACCCCAUUUGGGUGGUAUUCCGUCGUUCUCUUUACGAUUGCUUGUGUUUUGUAUUGGGGCUUUGUCAGUUGGGCCAGCGGCGAAGCAAAAAGGGAGGCGGAAAGAAACCCUCCCACCAAAGAACAACUGGAAGAGCAACCCCUGCCUGCGACAACUCCAUGAGUUACAUGAGGGGGAAGUACCGGUAUGUCUUGGGAACACGGUACUGAGCGACGGGAAUCUGUUGGUGAAACGUAGGUUCUGAAACCGUGACAACUUGUUUGGGUGACAGAUAGCUGACGGCAUAUGUAUGAUACAAAGGCUGAUCAAAGAACGAAGCAAAUGUUACGGCUGUAAAACUAGCACGACUAUAUCGACACCUGGUGGAGGUACCGCACUUGACCUGCAAGGGAGCCACCUCGCCAUGAGGCCAAUCGUCUUCUUUGUGAGGCGCAUGCUCCGAUGUACCGGUUUGGCGACUUCAGCUUCUAGCAUCGGCUGGAAAACGUCCUUGUGGGUUUUGGCACUUUCACUACAUUUAUCACUCUGUUCGUAAGCAUUGGCAACACUAUCCCGCCGUUGACACUGAUAUCAUGCAAAGCGUUCCUGCCGUUCGACGGCAAAUCGUUUUUCUUGGUGUCGCUCACGCCACGAACUUCGUCCCUGGUCGGGUAAUAAUCAUUGAUUCCACAUCAUUCAUCUGCCUCGACAAGAGUCUCACUUAGGCAUAUGCAUACCCCAAACGGAAACAACGGCGGUGAUGAUUGAGCAAAUCAUCGAAACGGCGCGUUCGCAACAGGUUGAUCAUGUUCUCCCGGUACACGGCGGUAUCCACGGCCUUUUCACGCGUAAACGCACGGUUCAAGUUGUCACCAGCCAGAAAUUCCGAAGUCGCCGGGUUUUGGAGAUAGUCUGUGAAGUUGUUCUUCAGUAGCUUGUAGUCACGAAAGCUCGUGUCAAAGUGCUGGCAAUACUCGUCAUAGUCGCGACAAGCAUCAGCUUUGAAGAUUGCAUUUGCAAGCUUUCGACACUUGCCUUGGAACGCGAGAGGGGUCUCGUCUUUCACAACGUAGUCGACGAAGGCCUCUUUCCGUUUGUAUGCGUAAUCAAUGCCGAAAAAUACAGCUUGGGACAUAUUCCCUUUUUCUACUAGGCAGUCGACGAACGGCUCGUAGAAAUGGCGAUCCCAAGGCCAACUAUUUCGGAGGUAGUCCUCCGACAUAUUUUUUUGGAUAUAGCGUCGCAAACCCACGACCGCUCGAAGGUUGCGGGACGGACAGCGCGGAAUGAGCUGUUCGCGAGGAGAAAGGAAGUUGUUGGCCGACAAUUGCGUGUACACCAGCUUUGCUCUGUCACAGGCCGCCGCGAUCUUCUUCGCGGAUGCGCUGCUCGGAGCCGCAAGCAGGUCGCCUAAGAUUGCCACGGACGGGCCCAUAAGCAGAGUGAAAAUCCCGUUGUCAUCAAACGUCCCUUCGAGCAUCAGCUGCUUCGAAGGAUUUUCAUACCCUUCUAGUGCUUCAUGCAAUUUCUCCAACACAGCUUGAACGCUUGCUUUCUUCUUUGCAGCCCGAGACUCAGUCUUUUGCUCUCGCUUCUGACGCUCGAGUUCCUUCUUGGCUGUUUGGAACCCCUCAUACUCUUCUUCAGCCUUGGUGUGAAUUGCAAUGAUCGAUUCUCGGUAGUCGUUCUGGACACUCUGGAGAAAUUCCUCUUCCAUCUUGACGAAGGCGUCCUUCUUGUCCUCAUCGCUCGUGUAGGAACAGAGGACUUGUUUCGCUUUGUGAGCCAAGAGCCAAGGACCAACCUGCUCUCCCGUAGCCGCUUCUACGAUAUCCUGGUUUGGCAAGUUGUAAAAGGCUUUGCCGUUGGCACAUAAAGUAUCGUCUCUCGAAUGAAAACACUUCGUGGUGAGGCCAAAUGUGCAGUCCUGGCACAGAGCUAUGCCGAGUGGACGGAUUUUUGUUUUCGAAAUGCUUUCGGCUUUGCGAGUCACGAGAUUGUAGUGAUGGCACAGCUCUCCUCGUUCACAGCGCUUGGCUUGUACAAUGCGAAGGAGACGAAAGGUGGAUGGGACGUGGAUUACUCCCAUCUGCACCAGUGUCAUGACGUCACCAAUGACGGCCCUGGACUUUCCACCCGCAAAGACGCUGGAGCGAAUGACAACCUCUGGUGUGAUGGCAUCCCGAAUGAAUUUGGAGCAUUUGGAUAAACUAUAGACUUGCAUUGGGUCGGCCAAGAAUGAAAGGAUUAGAUUCACCACUUCUGAAGCAAUAAUUUCGAAUGGUGGGUGGUUGCGUUGAAAGGCUUCCACUUUUUUGCGCUUGGCCUUGGCUAGGCGAGUGGACUCGGCUGCUUGUAGCGCCGCUUCGGCUUCUUGAGGAUCUAGAAGUUGGGUCUCAUCAUCGUCUUCAUCGGAGCUACGGCGCUUGCGACGGGUGGACACCAUGGUGGACUAUUUUCGGCGGUUGGAGAAGAAUGUCGAGUCACAGUAAAAUCAAUAUUCUCUUCUUUUUGCCAUGAGAUUCUUGCAAUGACAGCCCAACUACGCGACAAUACAAGUGUAGGAAGCUGCCGCUCCAAAGUUGUGCAGCAACACAACAAUACCGGCACCGUACCGUACAAUGGAAGGAAGGAGCCAAAAGCACAACAAUGACAACAAAAGCCGCCUCGAAAAAGGAUUGUGAGGGGCUUCUCUUUUCAAAAAAAAUGCAAAUAAAAUAAUUUUACCAUGCGCACAAUGCCCCAUGUGAAUGCAUAUUUGACCCCUA
This is a messenger RNA of Seminavis robusta, 6841 nucleotides long. Lineage: Eukaryota; Bacillariophyta; Bacillariophyceae; Naviculales; Naviculaceae. The record is from the annotation of a GenBank genome assembly.